Puccinia graminis f. sp. tritici CRL 75-36-700-3 is the source of this 279-nucleotide messenger RNA. RefSeq lists its product as uncharacterized. Bases 1 to 279 code for a protein of 92 amino acids. The transcript has 3 exons. NCBI's taxonomy places the organism in Eukaryota, Fungi, Basidiomycota, Pucciniomycetes, Pucciniales, Pucciniaceae. The record is from RefSeq and is a predicted model, not a curated record.
AUGCGAUUCACUUUCCUCGUCACUGCCCUUGCUGUUUGCACUGGUGUCUUUGCCAACCCUGAAACCCAGCAUGCUGAGGCCCAGGCGACUACUCAAGCUGGCCAGACUGCUCAGUUAGCACAAACCGCCGAGAACUGGCGUCGCCCGUACCCAGGUUUUUACAACUACCCACCUCACCCUGUAUACGCACCUUAUCCAGGAUACACACCCUACCCCCAAUACGGGCCUCGCCCCGGAGGCUACUACGGGCGCAACCCGUAUCCCCAACACUUCUGGUAA